UAAUGUCUAUAUAACUAGAUAUCUACUUCAUAUUGACAUUAAAUCAUAUUAAUUUGUAAAGUCUAUUGGAGCUUAAUUCAAUUGUGGAAUAUUUUUCUUUUGCUGUUCAUACAUCAUCAUUGAUAAAUAUUUCCUAAAUAUUAUUUUAAUUUUUAGCAUAAAAUAUGUCAUCUCGCAAUAUACGUAAGUUAAUGGGGGGCAAUGUACUACCACCACCAGAUGAUGAUUCCGAUGGUUAUGAACCAUUAUGUGUAACAAAGAAAUCAUCCAGUAAUAUUUACGAAGGCUUAAUUUCUAGUUCUCAAUCAGAGUCAGAGGAACAGGACAUUAAGGAUGAAGAAGAGGAAAACACAGACGAUUGUCCCACAGAGGUAGAAAAAAAGAAAAAGAAGAAAAAGAGAAAGCAAAGAAAACCUAGACGCAAAUCUGAUAAAGAUCCUUCAGAUGAUAUUACGCUAGACGAAAUAGAUAGAUCCUUAAAGGAAGUAAAUGACCUGCUAGGAGUUCCAGAGCCUGUAGUCGUUGUUGAUGUACCAGAAUCAAAUCUUAUGUCAGUACAAAAUAGGCACUUGAAUUAUAACAAUGAGAUAUUUCGUAUCUUUGGACCAGAUGAAGAAGAAGAUGUUCGCAGAAGGCGAGGUCGUACUCCUAAUUUAAGUAGACUUAAAAGAGGGGUAAUUGUGCAAAACCAAAUUUUGGAAAAUUUCACUAAGUUCGGUUUAACAAUGACCAUAGAAUCUGUUAGGAAUGGCAUUACCUAUUUCGUCUUCAAUCACAGUGAAAGAUAUCAAAAGCGACAUCGAGCAUUUGUAGAGGUGGUUGUCAGGACCAAAAAUAUGGGCUUCCCUUUUGAGGAUGUGCCGGAAGGUAUACAUCCAGAAGAAGUUAUGGAGGUAGCUGACAUGAUGUUCCGAAUGGAAGACUAUAGUGGAGCUAGGAAACUGAUUGAAAGAGCCAUAUCUUAUAUGCAAUAUGUCUCACAUCCUUUGUUUUAUCUCAGUGAUAGUAAAGUACGCUUGGAAUAUGUUUAUGUGGAGAACCGGAUGUUCCACGUCGCUGUACUUAAAUAUCUUCAUAUGCUCACGAACACCAUGUGUCACCGAACUGCAUUAGAGCUGGCUAAGUUGCUUCUUAACUUGGACCCAAGUGAUCCUUUAGGAGUUCUUUUCAUUAUUGACACACUAGCGCUAAGGGCCAGGGAACAUCAGUGGCUUAUCGACAUUGUUGAUUUUUGGAAAACAGAACGGCAAGCCCAUUUGCUUAUCAAUAUGCAAUAUUCAUACGCAAUGGCACAUUUCCAUGUGGCUAGAAAAAAUAAACGUGACAUUUCGCACGCUAAUGAGUUGCUACAAACUGCGAUGUUGAGUUUUCCAACAGCAGUCGUCUGUUUACUGCAUCACACCUAUACAAAGGAACCAGAGAUUACAUCACAUCCUCUAUUUUCGACAAUAGCUCAACAGAGUACCAGUCAAAACCUCCAUAAUUUGGUACUGAUCUACACUAAAUUCACGGCGCCGAAAUGGCGUGAGCCUGAGGUACUCAAAUGGUUCGUCAGCAAUGCCAAGGAACUCGUUAAUAAAUAUGACACUGACCUGAGUGUACAGGAGCGCGCUGCAGAGGCCGCGUUACAGCGUAAAUCGAUAUUUGUAAUAUGGCCUGACGAACUUAUCCGCCAUAUGGUCAUUAUUAAACCAAUGGCCAAUUUACUUCUUGAAAGAGACAUUCCUAAUGUGGGGAUUCAUGGAAUUACUAUCAACCCUGUGCCCGUUCCACUGGGUAACGGUAUAAAUCGCUAUGGAUAUAAACACAAGGCCCCGUCUCCUGAGUGCCAGACCCGUACAGACAAUUUGCUGACUGGUUUCAUUUUGUCUAUGGCACCGGCUUUUUUCUCACUACAGGCUCCAGAGAUUGAUCCGAAUGAUAUGGCGGCACAAGCAGAGGCCCGGAACUCUAAAAUUAUACAACGUCGAGAUACAGAUGGACACUAUCCAGGUGCAUGGACGGAAAGUCGCUAAACUUGAGCCGCAAGGAAGAUGAGGGCGACAGACAGCGGCACCGGCCUUGAUCGCGACAAUGAGUGCGGGGAAACAGACCUAUCCUAUAUUGUAAAUUUUUAAUAUUAUACAUAAUAUGAAACUAGCAAUUCAUAUUAUGUAUUGUUACAUUUCAUAUUGUUUUUUUUUUUCUAUUAUUACUUUAAAAUUCCUAGAAACAGGGGUCGUGUCAGAGAAUGGACCACCUUGUGGGAUCUUUUGGAAAUGCUUUGUAUAUUAUAUUAUUCUUUACUUUGUAGAUAAUUAGUUUCUAUGAGAAAAAUGUUUAGUAUCACUUCUAAAACAUUUCCUCAAGGGCGUAAAACUUUGCAUCUACUUCAUAUGAAUUUCAGAAUUUUGUAAUUCAAUUUUAGUCAUCCAAAUUUUCAUUGUUUAAUAUUUUCAUUUUUACCUUUAAAAAAAUCAAUCAGAAACAUUGAAAUUGUUAUGUUGGUUUUUGAAAAUUGACAGACAAUAGGGUUAAUUCUGAGAUGCCAUUUCUAUGAACCUAUUUAUAUAUUCUAAUGUUUUAAUUUGAUAAUUUUAUAACCUAAAUUUAUAAUAAUUUAGACUUAAAUUUAAAAAAAAAAAUUAGCACAUGUUGGUCUUUACAAUAAAAGUUUCGCUUUGAUAUAAAAUUUAAUUUUUAAGAGAAAUGGCGCCUCGAAAUUUAUUUUUAUUGUAACGUUGCGGUACUUUGGUAUGCUAAUGUAUAAAUGCCCUUAAGAGGACACCAAGGAUUUCGGUUAUUAAUUCUGUAGUUUUAAAGUUGAUUAAUAGGAUUAAUAAAAAAGAUUAUAGUUAUAUUCUUUAUAAGACUAUCAAUAGUUUUUUUUUAUACAUUUAACGAAAAAUUGUUUCAAAAGGUAACUCAUUAUUGAUUAUAAGCAAGUAAGGAAUUUUCACCAGUAAUUCAUCAUUUAAAGUGAAAAGUUCAAUGAGUUAUCCUAGAGAUUUUUAUCGCAAAAUAAAAAAAAAAAAGUUUCCUUAUAUUUUUUAAUAGGUUGUUAAUCAUAUUGCCAUGAUAGGUACGAAUUAUGUAGCCAGUUAUCAGGUUUAAUACUUAAUAAAAGUGUACGAAAUCGUU
Galleria mellonella (greater wax moth) is the source of this 3120-nucleotide messenger RNA. RefSeq names its product transcription factor 25 (gene Nulp1). Lineage: Eukaryota; Metazoa; Arthropoda; Insecta; Lepidoptera; Pyralidae. The record is from RefSeq and is a predicted model, not a curated record. Gene Ontology annotation, cellular component: RQC complex. Bases 165 to 2015 code for a protein of 616 amino acids. The transcript is spliced from 14 exons.